AUGUAUGGCGAUUGGCUUGAGUAUAGUGUGACCAAAGAUGCUGCACUUUGCUUGUAUUUUUAUCUUCUUAGACCUACCAUUAUGAGCCAAACUGGUAGGGACUCUUUCAUUAGUGAGGGAUUUCGUAGUUGGAAGAAGCCAGAACACUUUGAAAUUCAUGUUGGCCAGCCAAAUAGUGCUCAUAACCAAGCACAACAGAGUUGUGUGAAUUUAAUGAAUCAAAAGCAACAUAUUGAAGUGGCUCCCUCUAAGCAAUCAGAUCAAGUUCGGACUGAAUACCGAACUCGCUUGACUACAUCCAUUGUUUGCAUUAUAUUUCUUUUGCGUCAAGGGUUGGCAUUUCAUGGUCAUGAUGAAACUAAAGACUCAAAGAACCAAGCACCAGUGAUUCAAAAAGAUAUUGUGAAUGCUACAGAAAACAAAACCACAAAGGCUAUCAUUAGUGAUCUUGGAGAUGACAUCCUUUCAGUUUUGAUUAAUAAGUCUCAUGAUGUGUCAAUUAAAGAACAAAUGGCUAUUGCCAUACGUUAUGUACAUAAAAAGGGUCAUGUGCUUGAGUGGUUUCUUGGCAUUAUACAUGUUAGUGACACAACUGCAGUAUCACUUAAGAUGGCUCUUGAGUUAUUAUUUUCUAAGCAUGGAUUGAGUUUGUUAAGAUUAAGUGGACAAGGUUAUGACGGGGCAAGUAAUAUGCAAGGAGAAUUUAAUGGUUUGAAAAGUUUGAUUUUGAGGGAGAAUGAAUAUGCUUAUUAUGUUCACUGUUUUGCUCACCAACUUCAAUUGACAUUAGUGGCCAUUGCAAAAAAUCACAUUUCUGUUGCUUUGUUUUUCAGCUUGGUUACUAAUUUGAUAAAUGUUGUUGGAGGUUCAUGCAAGCGUCGAGACAUGCUUCAGGAGAGCCAAGUUAGUAAAUUUGUUGAAGCAGUACUAGAAAUUGGUGAAGUUAGCAAGGGAUGA
Messenger RNA from Pistacia vera, 957 nucleotides. RefSeq names its product zinc finger MYM-type protein 1-like. The coding region runs from base 1 to 957 and encodes 318 amino acids. The transcript is spliced from 2 exons. Lineage: Eukaryota; Viridiplantae; Streptophyta; Magnoliopsida; Sapindales; Anacardiaceae. The record is from RefSeq and is a predicted model, not a curated record.